AUGUACGCACAACUACUUAGGAAUAGUGGUCAGACUGCAGGUCGUCUGAACAAUGCUGUUCGUGCCCUCAACUAUACAACCUCAUCACAUACAUUCGCAAAGUUUAGCCAAUCACCUAUGGGUGUGAUGGCAGAUCAACUGUUCUUGCAACCAAUCAACCCUGCGACAGGUCGUCCCAUCAAGGACUUGAAGGUCGACACCAGAGACACAUUAAAGAAGAAGUUUAAGGAUGCUUACCUCUUCAAAGAUGAGUGGAAGUACGCCUCUCAAGUGGACAAGGCAAAGGUUAUCAUGAGAUUCAGAGACUUGCUGGCUGAGCGUGUCGACUCGCUCGCCAAUGAUCUUACUGAGGAGACUGGCAAACCAAUCACACAGGCAAAGGGAGAGAUUAAGGCUGUGAUCGAUAGGAUCAACUUCUUCUUGUAUAACUUCUCAAACUGUCUGCAGGAGCGCACGGUACGUGUCACCAACAAGUUCUCAGAGUCGUUGACCUACGAGCCAUUGGGUGUCGUGGCCAACAUCUCGGCCUGGAACUAUCCAUACUUCAUCGGCCUCAAUGUGAUCAUCCCCGCACUGCUCACUGGCAACUGUGUGAUGUACAAGCCAUCCGAGUUUGCCAGCAUCACCGGUUUGAACAUCGCUGCAUUGUUGCACGAGGCCGGCGUACCCAAGGAGGCCUUCCAGGUGGUCCUGGGCAAGGCUGUCGUGAGCCAGUCGCUGCUGUCGAUGCCCAUCGACGGUGUCUUCUUCACCGGCUCAUAUCAGACUGGCAAGAACAUCGCUCAGACGUUGGGCGGUCGCAUGGUCAAGACUCAGCUGGAGCUGGGCGGCAAGGACGCCGCCUACGUCAACAAGGACGUCAACAUCAAGCAGGCGAUCGGCUCGCUUGCCGACGGCGCCAUGUUCAACACAGGUCAGGGCUGCUGCUCGGUCGAGCGCAUCUACGUCGACCAGGAGAUCUACCAGGAGUUCGUCAGCGGCCUCGUCCAGGAGGUGAGCACCUUCCACAUGGAGUUUGACCCCAAGUCGCCCAACACCUACUUUGGCCCAAUGACCCGCGGCCAGCCACAGAUCGAGCACUUGCAACGUCUGAUCACCGACGCGCACAAGCGUGGCGCCAAGAUUGAGCUCGGCGGCAACAAGAUCGCCGGCGCACCCGGCUCGUUCUUUGCCCCCACCGUCGUUUCGGGCGUCGAUCACAGCAUGGACAUCCAGAAGGAGGAGUUGUUUGGACCAGUGGUCACUGUGCAGGCCGUGUCCGGCCCAGAGGAGGCCGUCAAGCAGAUGAACGACACACCCUUUGGUCUGACGGGCGCCGUCUACACCAACGACGUGGCCAUCGCCGACUACGUCUCGGGCAACUCCAACACGGGCACCGUCUACUGGAACGCCUGUGACCGUGUGUCGCCCUACCUGCCAUGGUCCGGUCGCGGCCACAGUGGCAUUGGCAGCACAUUGGGCAUGGAUGGCAUCCUGUCCUUCCUCAGACCCAAGGCACUCCACUUCAUCUCCACCGAGGACAACUACUUUGGCGAGCCAUUCAACAGCCAUCUAGUUCCAAACGAGUCCAUCACCCCAGACAACAUCUCCAAGUUCAUCAAGGAGGUUCCAUCGAUCAAGUCUUCAUUCAACAAACAAUAA
Molecule: messenger RNA, 1641 nt
Organism: Acytostelium subglobosum LB1
Lineage: Eukaryota; Evosea; Eumycetozoa; Acytosteliales; Acytosteliaceae
Exons: 3
Coding region: 1-1641 (546 amino acids)
Molecular function (GO): aldehyde dehydrogenase (NAD+) activity
Source: RefSeq, a predicted model, not a curated record